Molecule: messenger RNA, 2088 nt
Organism: Solanum stenotomum
Lineage: Eukaryota; Viridiplantae; Streptophyta; Magnoliopsida; Solanales; Solanaceae
Exons: 7
Coding region: 1-2088 (695 amino acids)
Biological process (GO): DNA integration
Molecular function (GO): nucleic acid binding
Source: RefSeq, a predicted model, not a curated record
AUGAAACACCCAAGUGAUAUUCACAUGGUCUCCAUUGUUGAUGUUAUUGAUGAGGUGGUUGCUAGUGUGAACCAUUUGAUGUGUAUGAGUGAGCCACUUGAAGUCAUGCUUGCGAACUGUGAUGAAUUCAAAAUUCAAGGCUAUGAAGAGAAAAAAUUGCUUCUUGAGGUGUUGAGAAGGCAUAUCAAAGUUAUAGGUUGGACUAUCACUGACAUAGUGGGCAUUCCUCUCGGUAGUUGCACUCACAAAAUUCAGCUUGAUAGUGAUUGUAAGCCAAGUGUUGAACAUCAGUGGAGAUUGAACCUACCGAUACAAGAGGUGGUGAAAAAUGAGAUAAUAAAGUGGUUAGAGGAAAGUGUGAUCUACCCUAUUGCGGAUAGCAAAUGGGUAAGUCAAGUACAAUGUGUACCAAAAAAGGGAGUCAUCACAGUAGUCCCAAAUGAAAAGGGGGAGCUUGUACCGAUGAGAUCGGUGAUCGGAUGGAGAGUAUGCAUGGAUUACGGAAAGUUAAAUUUGUGGACUGAAAAGGAUCAAUUUCCCAUGCCUUUCAUGGAUCAAAUGCUUGAUCGAUUCUCCGAGAGAGUAUUUAUGGAUGACUUCUCUGUUGUGGGUGACACUUUUGAAGCUUGUUUAGCACACAUAGAAAAAGUUCUCCAAAUAUGUGUGGAGACAAAUUUGGUCCUAAAUUGGGAAAAAUGCCACUUCAUGGGUAAGGAAGAGAUAAUUCUUGGUCACAAAGUGUCGCAAAAAGGGCUGGAAGUUGAUAAAGCAAAGAUUGAAGUGGUUGAGAAGUUACCACCAAAAAUUUUGGUGAAGGGUGUUCGUACUUUCUUGGGACAUACAGGUUUUUACCUGAGGUUCAUCAAAGACUUCACAAAGAUUGCACAUCCUCUAUGCAAACUCUUGGAGAAGGAGUGCUUGAAAGAAAAAUUUGUUUCCACCAUGAUCAUCAUUAGUCCUGAUUGGUCAGAAUCUUUCAAAGUAAUGCGUGAUGCAAGCGACACGGCACUAGUUUAUGCGUUUGAGAAGUUGUGGGCAUACUUGCUAGGUACUAAAGUGAUUGUUCAAACUGAUCAUGUUGCACUGUGUUAUCUUAUGGCAAAGAAGGAUGUUAGGCCAAGAUUGAUAAGGUGGGUGCUUUUAUUGCAAGAAUUCGACUUUGAGGUCAAAGAUACGAGAGGUUGUGAAAAUCAGGUGGCUCACCACUUAUCAAGAUUGGAAGGCAAGGAAAAUGAUGAGCUGGAAAUCGACAUAAAUGAUGUGGAGGCUGUUGCAAUUCCAAACAAUGAAGGAAAAAAUGUUGUUCAAUUCCUGAAACGCUACAUUUUUGCUAGAUUUGGUACUCCUAGGGAUAUUAUUAGUGAUGGGGGAUCCCACUUUUGCAUCAAGUGGUUCUCUGCCACAUUGAGUAAGUAUGGAGUGAAACACAAAGUAGCAACUCCGUAUCAUCCCCAAAUGAGCGGCCAAGUUGAAGUGUCAAACUGGGAGAUCAAAAGCAUGUUGGCCAACACAGUGACUGCUAAUAGGACUGAUUGGUCUCGAAAGCUUGAUGAUGCACUAUGGGCGUAUCGUACCGCAUACAAAACACUAAUUGGUAUGUCUCCGUAUCAGCUAGCUUUUGGUAAAUCUUGCCAUCUACCAGUUGAAUUAGAAAACAAAGCAUUGUGGGCAUUGAAAGCUCUAAAUUUGGACUGGACAAAGACUUCAAAAGAGAGAGUAGAGCAGUUAAAUGAGUUGAACGAAUUCAUGUUCAAAGUUUAUGAAUGUUUAGCCCUUUACAAGGAAAAGAUGAAGAAAUGGCAUGAUGCUAAAAUGCUUAAGAGGGAGUUCAGAGUGGGAGACUUGGUGUUACUAUACAACUCUCGACUUAGACCCAUUCCAGGAAAGCUCAAGUCCAAAUGGUCAGGACCAUUUAGAGUGACACGAGUGUUUACAAAUAUUGCCAUUGAAGUUGAAGGUCAAGAAGGACAUGUGCAAGAUAUUAUGCGAGAAGAAGAUGCUAUUGGCGGAUCACCGAACCUAUUCGGCGAGCACGACAUAGUCCUCUCUAUGGACUUGAAAAAUGGGGCUGAGAUUUUGGAACAUUGA